AUGCGUUCAAGAGCCAAAUCAUCCUCUCCGCCUCGACAGCGGAGGGCUUUGCAAGAGCGAACGUCCGCGCAUACGAAUGAAAGAUCGCCCACGCGGUCAUUGCGGAUGGUUUGUGAGAAGGAGGAUGCUGAUGUGGAUGUGUAUACGGCCACACCCUUCCCAACCAAACCGGAGCAGAUUUUCCUGCCUGCCCCUGGCAAAGGACAGCGGGAAUACCUUCCAGAUACACGGUUUAUGCCGGGGCCUUCGACAGCUACUUGGUCUACAACUUCCACCAGUUAUGGUGCUCGGAGCAGUAUGCUGGAGCAUUCCACCAGCGAGACUUGGGAUGUCUCGUCGACUGUUGAUACCGGAGACAUGUGGGAAGACGAUCCAAAUCUCACAUCCAGCAAAACCUCUUUACCGGAGGCGUCAUCGUUCAAAGCCGUCCAUAGUCUGACGGAGGAGGACUCCGGCUCUGAAUAUUCAGAUGACGAGAUGAUCGUCUUGCCCACAGCUACGCCAACAAUCAAACCAGUACUCUCAGAACCUCCAACAUCACCUCCAUCACCAGGAGAACGGGAGCAAACUACCAUUGGCAGCUCCAGUCCCAACGUCAUGCCCAUUGGGGUUCCAUCAAGCCCUAACUUCAUGACUCUCAACAACUCAAGCGCCAAUUUUUCCUCCCGAGGCAGAUCCUACUCGUUCUCGGAUCCACGGGCAAACUCGCUUUCUUCAUAUAACUCACACGGGACGGUUGUGAGACACCCCGGUGCAGCCCCAUGGAUCUAUACGCCCUCGUCGGAGCAAGUGAGUUCGGGCUCGCAGUCUUUCCGGUCAACUCCACCCUACCAGUCCGUCACAUCCUUCCGCUCCUGGUCUAGACGUCCUUCUGGCAGUGGUGGUAGCCGGUCACGCUCCGGAACCUCAUCCUCGCGCAGUCUUCGCUCGGUAGCCGAUCUCGCUGCGGCAAUAGAAAGCGGCAUCCAAAUCCAAUAUCCCCGGAUUCGUGCUGCAUCAUCCAGUUCCCGGGCAGAAACAUCCGUUUCCACAGAUCACCACCGGGAGUUUACACCUGGCCGAGACUUCACUCCCGGUCCAGCCUCUGGCCGUUGGAACCCUCAUCUGUCCCGAGUAUCUUCUGUUUUCUCCGCAGAGGAAAUCAUGGCCCAAACCCCACCGCCGGAAGGACCUUCAGAUAACACAGAUGAACCCGCUGUACCAGCAGCUGCAUUGGUAAAAACAAAUACCAGAUCCACCGUGUGGCUUGUUCGGAACUCCCAAGAAGACCAGCGCGAGGACAGCCUGACAAACCUACCCACUCGCCCUAGCAUGCCCACGAGUCUCUCCUCCGGCUCAAAGAGAAGCGACAGCUCCCGCAGCCUCAAGCGUUCCGGGACAGCCACCAACACAAUCAUGCACAUCCUGCCUGCCUGGGCGAAGAUCUACUACCGCGCCGACGCAAUGGGCCUCAAUUCCGCUCUAAACAUGUCCAUGUGGGACCUCAGCCGACCAGGUUCCCGGCCCGGGACAGGCAACUCCAGUAUCUUCGGUAUGAUGCCCUCCCCACUCAACCUUUCUCGCCCCCGGUCUCCGGAAAGACCGCGUUCCCCCGAACGCGCCCGGAUUUUCCAACGGCGCGUGGACAGCGAUCCCCGCGACCCUCGCUCCCACUGGGUUCCCGGUCCGGAUCCACAGGAUAUCGAGAUCGUAGGCACGCCGCGCAACCGCCUGCGCCACAGCUGGUCUCCGCACCUGUAUCAGGACAGACGUCUGAUUCAGUAUUCCGUCAGUGGAUGGAAGGCCCCGUCAAUAGACACAACCACAGAGCCGACGUGGAGCCGGCGCAAUGUUCAAGUAUACGCCUUCUUAGUCGGAUUUAUCUUCCCGUUCUCCUGGAUCAUCGCGAGUUUCCUCCCACUGCCUAGACAGCCAAAAUUGCCAGGCGAGAAGGGUGAUCCAGAUACAGACGUUGAGUCUGCGCUUGAGACGCAGUUGAUGAGUCUGCAUCAGCGGCGGUAUGAGAAUGCGCGCUGGUGGAGGAAUCUUAAUCGGUGGAUGGUGUCGCUGGGUGUGGUGAUUUUCGUCGUUAUUAUCGCGCUCGCUAUUAUCGGUACUACCAACGGCUUUUGA
Molecule: messenger RNA, 2112 nt
Organism: Penicillium lagena
Lineage: Eukaryota; Fungi; Ascomycota; Eurotiomycetes; Eurotiales; Aspergillaceae
Product: putative serine-rich protein
Exons: 2
Coding region: 1-2112 (703 amino acids)
Source: RefSeq, a predicted model, not a curated record